AUUGCGACCUGACCCGCAGGGCUUUCAGAGAGAGGCAGGGCACGUCAACGUGAAUGAGGCCGAGCCGUCUCCACAGCCGCUGUUAUUACUGCCUGGAAAUGAGACUGGGAUAACUCACCAAUAUUAAAGACACUCACACUAUGGUGAAGCAUUAUCCGCUUCAAAAGAAGGAGACGCAAACCUGACGCUCUGACAGCGACCUUUACCACCGGAAACACGUUAGCUCUGGUAGCUAACGUGAGCUAGCUUAGUUAGCAGUUAUAUACCCUCGUUUUUUCCACGCAACUGACCUCCACCACAACACAGACGUACUGAGUGCCAUUUGCUCGCUAGGUUUGGGGGUUGUUCCCCCCCCUGCUUCUUCACGUCCGCUCCCAUUGUCCCCGUGUGGUGCCCCGUGGACGGUUCCCGAAUAUGAUACAUAAUGAGUCAAAGAGAUACCUUAGUUCAUCUGUUUGCUGGAGGAUGUGGGGGCACGGUUGGAGCCAUAUUGACUUGUCCACUGGAAGUCGUGAAGACCCGUCUGCAGUCAUCCACCAUCACCCUCUAUGUGUCUGAGGUUCAGCUCAGCACUGUCAACGGGGCCAGUGUGGCCCGCGUGUCCCCGCCAGGCCCCCUGCACUUCCUCAAGUUGAUUUUGGAGAAGGAAGGACCUCGUUCUCUCUUCAGGGGCUUGGGGCCAAACUUGGUGGGUGUGGCACCUUCCAGAGCGAUCUACUUUGCUGCUUACUCCACUGCCAAAGAGAAACUGAACGGUGUGUUGGAACCCGACUCCACACAGGUACACAUGGUGUCGGCUGGAAUGGCAGGUUUUACAGCCAUCACAGCAACCAAUCCAAUAUGGCUCAUAAAGACCCGUCUACAGCUGGAUGCAAGGAAUCGAGGUGAGCGAAGGAUGAGUGCGUUUGAGUGCGUACGGCGGGUGUAUCAGACAGAUGGCCUGCGAGGUUUCUACAGGGGAAUGUCGGCAUCCUACGCCGGUAUCUCAGAGACUGUGAUCCACUUUGUGAUCUAUGAAAACAUCAAACGCCGCCUCCUGGAGGCCAAGGCGCCGCAGAACAUGGACGAGGAAGAGGAGACGUCUAAGGACGCUUCAGACUUUGUGGGAAUGAUGCUUGCUGCUGCCACCUCCAAGACCUGUGCCACAUCCAUCGCUUAUCCUCACGAAGUGAUCCGCACCAGGCUACGCGAGGAGGGCACCAAAUACAACUCCUUCUUCCAGACUCUAAAAACAGUGCCCAAAGAGGAGGGGUACCGCGCCCUGUACCGUGGCCUCACCACCCACCUGGUACGACAGAUCCCGAACACCGCCAUCAUGAUGUGCACC
This is a messenger RNA of Morone saxatilis (striped sea-bass), 1327 nucleotides long. RefSeq names its product solute carrier family 25 member 36-A-like. The record is from RefSeq and is a predicted model, not a curated record. Lineage: Eukaryota; Metazoa; Chordata; Actinopteri; Moronidae. Gene Ontology annotation, molecular function: pyrimidine nucleotide transmembrane transporter activity. Gene Ontology annotation, biological process: pyrimidine nucleotide import into mitochondrion. Gene Ontology annotation, cellular component: mitochondrion.